UAAAGUUCUGAAGUCUAAACCCUCCAAAACCCUCGUCUCUCACACUCUCUCAGAGUCACAGCUCCCCAGUUCUCUUUGUAUCCAUCAUUCGAUUUUUCCCAAAGAAUUUCUGCAAGUUUUCGAAUUAGAGAUAAAGAUGAGAUCUUUAAGAGGUAAAGCUUCGAACCUUGCUGUUAUUUCUAAGUAUUUCAAUUCAAAUGGGUCAGCUUUUCCCUUAUUAUUUAGAUUGCAAUUGUUUAGUUCUACAAUGGAUGGUCAUAAUUUUAAUAAGCAGUUCAGAAAUUAUAGUUAUAAUAGUCGUAGAAAUGAUAAUUAUGUUGAUCAUGAUGAUGAUAAGAAGUUUUCUGGGAAGAAUAGAGGAGAUUUUAAUGCACCCCAGAAAAAUUUUAGGUCUUCAGGAGGUGAUAGACAACAAAUGCCUCAAUUUAAUGGAAAAACUGAUUACCCAGAUCGUAAUUAUAGGCGUCAAGGAAGAAAUGAUGGGUUUAAAAAUCCCUUUAAUUUUGAUGAAGGAAGUGGGGCUGGAGGAGUUGAUUUGGGUGGGGAUCAAGAGGGUAGGAAGAACUAUCAGCCAUCGGUUAGCGAGCUCUUGGAUAGGCAGGGACCGGCGAAAGGCGAGGAAAGGGUUAGGAAAGAAAGGAGAGAGAGUGAAUUUCUUGACAAGUUUAAGCUUGGUGAUGCAAGUAAGGUGGAAGAGAAAUCUGAUGAGGUAGAGGUAGAGGAAGAGGCGAAGGCGAAGGAGGAUUCUGUGGUGCAGCCUCAGGAAGAGAGUAUGGCGGCGCCUAAGAAAGCUGAUGAGAUUUUUAAGAAAAUGAAACAAAGUGGACUGAUUCCUAAUGCUGUGGCAAUGCUUGAUGGGCUUUGUAAGGAUGGUUUGGUCCAUGAAGCUAUGAAGCUUUUUGGGAUGAUGCGCGAGAAGGGUUCAAUGCCGGAGGUUGUUGUGUAUACGGCUGUGGUUGAAGGGUUUUGCCAGGCGCAGAACUUUGAUGACGCUAAGAGGAUUUUCAGGAAAAUGCAGAACAAUGGGAUUGUACCGAAUGCAUUUAGUUAUACUGUUUUGAUCAGAGGUCUUUGCAAGGGGAAGAGAUUGGAUGAUGCUGUUGAAAUUUGUGUGGAAAUGCUGGAAAAUGGUCAUUCUCCAAAUGUAACUACAUUCACUGAGCUGGUUCUUGAGUUUUGUAAGGAGAAGGGAGUUGAAGAAGCACAAAAUAUUAUCCUUACAUUGAAACAAAAGGGGUUCCUUUUGGAUGAGAAGGCAGUUAGAACCUAUCUGGACAAGAAUGGUCCAACAUCCCCUCUGGUAUGGGAAGCAAUCUUCGGGGCUAAGAAGACCGCGCACAGGCCAAUCUAAGCUUCCCUUGCCGAAAGAUCAUCUGUUCAAGAUUUACCUUUCAACUAAUUUCAACUCACUUAGUUAUGCGAUAACUCAGGUAAUUGUCUCUUCCCUAUUGUUUUUCUAGCUUACAUGUACCCACAUAUUUUGCAACUAAUGAAUGAAAUACGAGUCUAUUCUGGAUUUAGAAAGGCAGGAGAAAGAAACGGGUUUUCCGUUAUGAAUACUUUGUUAAUUUUUGAAAUGUGCAGUGCACGUGGUCCGUCAUUACUGGAGAGAUGCAUCAUUUAUUUAAGGGAUGUUUGAAACGAGAAGGCAUCCUAUUAAUUUAGGCUCUCACACCCAUCUGUCUAGGAAUUUUUUAAGACUGCAGAAGAUCUUUGUGAUUUGGUCGGUCUUUAUUUUAAGGCAUCCUUAUAGUUUAAGUUAGCCUCAAGUUGAAGGAAAAUGGUAUUAUUUUUCCAAGGGGUCAUGGCUGGGCGGUUUUAUGCUCAGGUCUCUCAAUUUAAUGAAUGAACAUUAGUAUUAUUCCUAAGGUGUUACCACCCAUUAAUAUUAGUUUAUCCCUAAUGAUUCUCCAUGA
This is a messenger RNA of Chenopodium quinoa (quinoa), 1916 nucleotides long. RefSeq names its product pentatricopeptide repeat-containing protein At4g38150-like. NCBI's taxonomy places the organism in Eukaryota, Viridiplantae, Streptophyta, Magnoliopsida, Caryophyllales, Amaranthaceae. Gene Ontology annotation, molecular function: protein binding. The coding region runs from base 137 to 1351 and encodes 404 amino acids. The transcript has 2 exons. The record is from RefSeq and is a predicted model, not a curated record.